GUAGUGGUACGCGCUAGAGCUGGGUGUGAAGAUGGCGGACGAGGAGGCCGAGCAGGACCGUAGUCCUGAGAACGGUAUCAGUGAAACGAUUGGGGAACUCAGACAGCGGUUGCAACAACUGCAAGAAGUCGCGGUUAGAGAAAGCAGCGACUCUCCAGCCCACUCCUCUUCUGAGUAUUGCCAAGAGUUUUGUAGGACACUGCUGGAGUAUGCAGGCCGUUGGAGGAUAGAGGAAGAGCCUUUGCCGCUGGUGGAAGUGUACAUAGUGGCCCUGCUGAGUUACGCCCAGGCCUCUCCAUACCUCUCCCUGCAGUGUGAAAAUGUUACCCUUGUGGUUGAGAGGCUCUCACUGAGUUUUGUGGAGCUUCUGCUCUCACUGAAGAAUGACAUUCCAGAUGGCUUAUGGAAAGAAUUCAAGUCAUCUGUGCAGUUUGCUUACAUUAAGCUGCAGGAGAAUGGAAUCACUCAGCUAUCCCUGCUGUCUGCUCUGGCCCAGUAUGAUGGUGUUUGGACCAACAGAGUCCUGCAAGGCCUUCUGUCCAGUGAAAACCAACAGACUGAAGAAGUCGAGGAGUUCUUGGUGCAGGAGGGGCUGGUCCUGUUGGAGAUGAGAGUGAAGCAGCUGAUGAAGGAGAAUCAGCCAGGGAAAGCUGCACUGCUGGCAAAGACGUGCUCCGAGUGUCCUGCCUUCCAAGGGAAGGGGAAUUUCAAGCAGAUGUACCUCGUCUGCCUCUGUGCUACCUCAGAACAGGAUCAGCUCAUGGACGAGCUUUCAAAGGAGGACUGUCGCGAUGCUUUGGAGAUGAUCUGCAACCUGGAGUCGGAUAGAGACGAGAGGGCAGCUUUCAGCUUAUGCUCGGCCUUCCUGACCCGACAGCUUCUCCAAGGAGAUACAUACUGUGCUUGGGAGCUCACUUUGUGUUGGAGCAAGCUGCUGAAGCGAUUAGAGCCAUCAGAGCAGGCCUUCCUCGACAGAUGUCGCCAGAUGUCCUUACUUUCCAAAACCGUGUACCACAUCCUGUUCCUCAUCAAAGUCAUCCAAUCAGAGAUUGACAGCGUUGGACUUCCAGCGUGCAUUGAAAUGUGUAUAAGGGCUCUGCGGAUGGAAUCAGAAGAUGGAAACACCAAGGCCACUGUGUGUAAAACAAUUUCCUGUUUGCUUCCCACUGACCUGGAAGUCAAGCGAGCCUGCCAGCUGACAGAGUUCCUCUUGGAGCCCACGGUGGAUUCAUACUACGCUGUGGAGACUCUUUACAAUGAACCAGAUCAAAAACUAGAGGAGGAGAAUAUGCCUGUUCCCAACUCACUACGCUGCGAGCUCCUGCUGGUUUUUAAAACCCAGUGGCCUUUUGACCCGGAGUUCUGGGACUGGAAAACACUUAAGCGUCAUUGUCUAGCACUUAUGGGCGAAGAAGCUUCAAUAGUGUCAUCCAUUGAUUUGCUGAAUGAUACUGAGGACCCUGAAGAAGAGGAAGAUUUUCUCAGUCAGGAAAGGCUUAGGAAUGUCCCAGACCACUUAGUCAGCGGUACAUAUGAACUAAAUGAUAUAACGGACAAGAGACAGAAAAACAGAGAAAUGAAGAAACUGAGAGAAAAAGGUUUCAUAUCUGCCAGGUUCAGAAACUGGCAGGCAUACAUGCAGUACUGUGUGCUGUGUGACAAAGAGUUUCUCGGUCACAGGAUUGUACGCCAUGCACAGACUCAUCUGAGUGGUGGAGUAUACAGCUGCCCAAUAUGUGCCCAAACCUUUACCUCAAAAGACACAUUGAUUCCCCAUGUAACAUCGCAUGUUAAGCAGUCGUGUAAGGAAAGGCUGACUGCAAUGAAAACAAACAAGAAAUUGUCCGAUCCUAAAACAGCCGCCCCUGUUAUUGCAGCAUUAAAGGCAAAGACAGAAAAUGAACUUUAUGAAAAUGCUGAUUCCCUGGGACAGAAUGGGGUGCUGAUGCAUAAUGUUGAGUCCAGAGUGGAUAAGUGUAACACAGAGAGUAGUGAGAACAAUGUGUGCCCUGUUGGAAAAUGCAGGAGGAGCUUCAAAUUUUUCAAAAAUCUUGUUGCACACGUUAAAGCUCACGGAGACAAUGAGGAAGCAAAGACUUUCCUCGAAAUGCAGAGAAAAAAGGUUGUUUGCCAGUACUGCCGCCGCCACUUUGUUAACGUCACCCAUCUUAAUGAUCAUUUACAGGUACACUGUGGUGUGAAGCCUUACAUCUGUAUACAGUUAAACUGCAAGGCAAGUUUUCUGUCUAACACUGAGCUCCUUGUACACAGGAAAACACAUUCUGUUUUUAAGGCUAGAUGCAUGUUUCCAAAUUGUGGAAAGAUUUUCAAUGAGGCCUUCAAACUCUAUGACCACGAGGCACAACAUUAUAAAACUUUCACUUGUAAAGUUGCAGACUGUGGGAAGGUAUUCCAUACACAACAGCAGCUGGAUUUGCACCAGGAGAGGCAUGCAACCCAAGAAGAGGAAAGCCCGUCUUCUGAACAGACCUCACCAAACAUGCGGCCUGGCCCCUCACUUAUUGAACAGAUGCUUUCCAAUCACACUCCCCCUAAACAAGAGAAUUCCCAAGAAAACUGGAACACUGAAAGUGCUGUUAAUCCAAGUCAUGGAAGACUCCCAUUGUCCAUUGAGAGUUUGCUGAAAUCAUCACAAGCACCUGUAGAAGCCGUAGGUCAGUACAGAGUCAAACAGGAACCACAAAAUGCGCCUUUCUCAACCAGUAAGUCUCCAACUUUAAAUAACUCUGUGAUCCAGACUGUGAAUUCCCACAUGUCUGAUAUUAAUAGACACAGAGAUGGUUCAGGUGAUCAUUCUUUUAAUUACAUGAAACUACCCCAACAGGCUCAACCAGUACCUCAAUUUGAAGCUAAUUUAGGUAGCGUGUCACAUAACUAUAAUACAGAUGUCUCAGAAGGCCAAAUGUUCCCCAGUAGUGUAAAUACUGGAUCGGUGACCUACAACUCUGACUGCAACUUACCAUUGCAAGGGCCAAUGUGCAGUAGCAACCUGUUGACAGCAUCACCACUCCCGAACUCGAUAGAGCCAGCAAUGUCACAACCACUUCCUCCAACAGUAACCCCACAGCCACUAACUGGGAACAGACCAGAGAACUCUGUAACGUCCUCAACUAGCACAGGUCCCCCUCCGGGUCUGAGAGAGCGAUUUCAUUGUGCAUUUGACACAUGUCCAAGGCACUACAGCUCUUACAGAAGUGUGACCAAGCACAUGAAAACGGUUCACCCAGAUUUCUACGAGCAAUGGAAAGUUUCUCGAACUAAACUUGAGAUAACCUUCGCCCCAGCACCAAGCACAACAUCUGUCGGACAUCUCAAUUCAGUUGCCUCACUUCAGAACCAGCAGGGAAACAGAGUACCAGUUCAUGGAGUUCAGAGGCAGAAUGUUAUCCAAAUACCUCCUUACGCUAUGAUGGGUACAAACACAAAGUAUACUACCCAACAUUCCCAUUCCGCACCUGCCCACAACCAGAAUGCUUCACAUGUUAUGGAAAAUGUUUUAAAUCCCAUUGUUCUCUCUCAGCUGGGCAGUGAUAUAAACCCAAUAACUGCACAGCCCCACAUUUCAGGUAGCCAAAAUUGGCACCCAGCCCCUGGAAGCGAAGUAAUUCAAAACUGUGGUUCUUCCAGAGUCUAUCAAUCUGGCAUGCCAGUGAUGCCACAAGUCAAUUCUACUAGCGCUGCUCUGCCACUUGGUGUCUCAUCUUGCUCUGUCAUGGGAUCAACAAUGAACAGACCAGCAGAUUCUUUGCAGUCACCACUUGUGGAAAACAGGUCUCAGUCAGUUUUGCCCAUGUACAUGGACUGUGCUGAGCAAGUGUCACAACAAGCGGAAGACCCCCUUGCGCCAUAUACAUCACAGAUGCAAAGUAGUUUAUUGUCCGGUUCAAGGGCCCCAGAAAAAAUUAAACCAAUGCAAAAUCCUGUGCAGCCCAGUUUUCCCUCUCCAGACAGUGCAAGCCAAAAGAACAGUCAACAAUCAAUCAAUCAACAGAAAGGCCCAGUUGACUCUGAAAGCAGUGCUGAAAAUCAAAAGCGAGCCAAAAGAAACAGAAGGACCAAGUGGCCAGCUAUUCUUAAGGAUGGGAAAUUUAUUUGUCGCAGGUGUUUUAGACAAUUUAAUAGUCCCAAAUCCCUCGGAGGCCAUUUGUCAAAGCGUGCAAUCUGUAAACCAUAUGACGAGUCGGAACUCAACACAGACCUGCCAGCAUCGUUUCUAGAUCUUCUAAAUUCAGAACAAACUGUUAGCAGCGCUCAGCCACAGUUGUCUUAUAGUCCCACUGCUGUUGGUCCUACAGCCACAAAAGACUACCCCACUCUGAAAUAUCCACAAGAUAAUUUGCCAGUAUAUGGGAAUGGUGAGUCAAACGAUGACAUUCUUAAACAAAUCAUGGCUGAAUCCAACAUGUCAGAUCUUUUUGUGCAUACGCCUGCUUCCCUGCUAUCGCUCCAAAACCCUUGUGGUCCCUAUGUAGCUGGUGAACGUCUACCUGGGAAUUCAGUCAUACGUCAUACAGAAAAUGUCCAUAUGAAGCAAGAGGACAACUCUUACAGUACAGCACAUUAUCCCCAGCCAAGCGUUGAUAGAUUUGCUGGAAGUGAAUUCCCUGACCCACUUCUUACUCAAAUUCUCACAGAAAAUCCUUCCACUGCUGUUCCAGGAAGUGUCCCCACAAAUCACAGAGAAGUGUAUCACUCUGGAACUGUUCCCACAAACCACAGUGAGAGGUAUCAUACCAAUCAGACACCAGAUACAGAUACAAACCCAGUGAUGCAAACACUGUUACCUGAUAGUCAGCUUGGUCCAGCUACAAGUAGCAAGCAGGCUGAGACACAAAGGAAGGCAACUGAGCAAGAUGUUAAGAAGAGACUGCGGGAGCAGAUUUUGGCUGGCGACUUUCAACGUAGAAACAGCAGUCAUUUAAGCAACACUGACCCUAAUGCCAAUUCAAAGAAUCCCAUGUCCUUUGGCCCAAUGUGCAGUCCUUCCAAUAAUUCUGGACUUCAACCAAUGUCUCAUGAUUCAAACAGUGACUCAGCAUGUGAAGGACAAGUAAUUCAAGAAAACUCCUCUGGUGAAAUUGAACAGCUACUUCACACACAGAGCUUUACUAGCUUCAGAGAGACCUCUACCCCCCAGCAGGAGUUACUGAGCCCUACAGGCGUUGUGGCAAAUUAUGCAGAUCUUGAGCCCACUCAAUUAUCUGCCAGCCAGCAACAGUGGAUGACAGAAAUUCAAAGUGCAUUUGAAAGGCUCGACUUAGUCAGAGAAAUAUCUGAUCAGAUGUCAGCUGCUACGGAACAGAAUAGCAAUACUAGGAACAACCAGGCCAUAUCCGCAAAGGUCGAUCCACCAAGCUCAACGUCGCCGCGCUUCCUCAAGCCAUUUGCUUGUGACAAUGAGAACUGCACAUUUAGUUCCAUGUCAAGUGAAGCCCUUUGGAAACAUCUCUCCAAAACUCACAACUACACACUUGAGAUGGUGAAUGUGGUUAAAAAAAGGUAUGGCCAAUAUGCUCCUUUUAAGUGUCAAAAAUGUAGUAAAACAUUCACUCGUAACUCAAACCUUCGCACGCACUACCAGUCAGCUCACAAACUAUCAGCUGAAGAGAUCGCAGAUCUAGAUAAGAAGCGUAGAGAGGCCAAAAUUGCUGCAACCGCUGCUAUUCAAAACUGGCCUGUCACUACAAACCAGGCUCCAGCAGCAACAAACUUGCCCAAGGUUCCUGCUCAACAUGAAAUUGGUCAACAAGUUGGAACCCCUUUGCCCAGAGUGUCGGUUCCUCUUACCCAGGCACUGUCUGCUGCACCUCAGGCUAAUGGGCCUCCGUCUCUUAACAAACAGUGUGCUAUCAACAGGCAGGCAAUAGUUAAGCCAAGCAUAGAGAUUACCAAGAAGGCAAAAGAGAAGAAGCCCAACUCAGAUGAUGCUAUGAGUCCGUACAGACCAUAUCGCUGUGUUCAUCAUGGCUGUGAGGCAGCCUUCACCAUUCAGCACAAUCUGAUCCUCCACUACAGGGCAGUUCACCAGUCUGCUCUGUCAGCAUUGGAGGUGAACAAAGAGCAGGACCAGAGUGAGGUACUAGAUGAAGUAAUGGACCACGAUGAGGAAGAUCCAGAGGCAGAGAUCCCCCAAAUUUCUGAAUUCAGAUGCCAGGUCAAAGACUGCUCCCGAGUUUUCCAAGAAGUUCCCAGCCUUUUUCAGCAUUAUCUCCGGCUGCAUGAAUUCAGCCUUGAUAAGGUUGGCAAUCUGUUGUCUGGCAUCAAGCUCGGCAAGUUUGCCUGUGGCCACCAAGGGUGCACUGCACCCUUCACUGCCUUCUGGAAGUAUAUAGGGCACGUCAAAGAACAGCAUAAAGACAUGAAGUUGGCCAAAUCCGAACAAUUAAAUGGCUCGUUCAAGUGUGAGAUCGAAGGCUGUGACCGUUCGUAUGCCACAAAGUCAAACAUGCUCAGACAUGUCAUGAAAAAGCAUCAGGAUUUGUACCAGUCCAAACGGACUAAAGAAGACAGAAUAAAACAAAACUCUAAGACUUUGCAUUACCAAAUUACCAAGAUGAGUAAUGGGAAGGAAAACAUUGAGAGCAAUAAAAAGAUUCUACAGAGAGGAAGUGACACAAAGAGAGUCAACAAGGCAAAAAAUAAUCACUGGACUAAAUAUGGAAAACCUUCCUUGAAAUCUAAAGUGGAGGCAUCCUCAAUGUGCACUAAGAAGUUUCCUCUACAGUACCCCUGCAUGAUUAAAGGUUGUGAAUCAGUCAUGAAAUCUGAGCGGAGCAUACUAAAACAUUACAUCGGACACGGACUGUCAGAAAAAUACCUGGAACAGCAACGGAGUCAUUUCAUAUUCUGUAAAAAGAUCCCUAGGCAGAAGUGCCGCUCAAUCAGGAGUGACGAUUCCAAAUCAGACAACACCUCUGACGUAUCAGACAACGAGCUGGCAGCAGACGCCGACCUGGAAGGAGAUGAAUAUGGAGAUUCAAAGCCUGUCCUACGUAAAAGGGCCGCAGCAGGGAUGCCCGCCGCGUUGUUUGACAGCAAGCUGUCGAAUGAUGAAAGUUCUGAUGGCUCUGUGGUGCUCAAACGCAAACGGGGACGUCCACGAAAACUGAUUGACAAAAUAGCGAAACGCAAGAAAAUUCCACGAACAACAAAGACCGAUGUAGUUUACAGCAGGGACGACGAGUCAGACUCCUCUUGCCCCACAGUCAUGCAGGAGGAGACAACUGAGCAGAGUGCUCCGCUGGCCUCUUUUAAACCAAUGGGGUUUGAAAUGUCUUUCUUGAAGUUCCUAGAACAGUCAAAUAAAUGUGAACACCCGUUGACGAGGAAGGUGGAUGCAUCAGAAACCUGCAGAAAAACACCCACUCCUAACGCCAAAGACACCUGUGUCAGGUUCAGCAACCGUCAGAACCUGAAAUCACUUAGUAAGGUUAAGAUCAUUAUAGACAGGGCCUUUUCAGGUGUCACUGAGCGUAUGUUGAAGCAGCUGCAGGACAUGUGGCCCACAGUGGUAUUGGAGAAAAAUGACUGAGUUGUCUUUUGUUGUUUUUGAAAAGGAGAAUCUCAGGACUAGAAUGAGUCAAAUCUGCAGACUGGUGCCCUACAUAUGAAAUGUUUUUUUUUACACACCCGGUUGUUUAAAAAAAAAAAAAAACUGUUUUCAAUUAUACUGUAAUAAUGUCUGUACAAUUUUUGUCUUUUUUAAUAGAAUAGUGUAUAGCAUGUUUUUAUUUAUGGACUAUUGAGUCAAAAAGUAAUCAGAACAUUUUGCUGAAAAAUUGAAAUAUGACAUCAGCUUUUGGUGUCUUAAUUAUCCCUGUGGGACUUGCAGACUAAUGAACUAUGGGUUGUAUCGUUGUGUGUAGUUUGUGAUUUGAAGAUGUUGAUUAUUGUGCGUUGUGUAUAUAGUUUGAAAUCACUCACUGCCACCAGCAGUCUUACUAUUAAACAGCUUUUUUACAACCA
Messenger RNA from Dicentrarchus labrax (European seabass), 7986 nucleotides. RefSeq names its product zinc finger protein 292b (gene znf292b). The record is from RefSeq and is a predicted model, not a curated record. Gene Ontology annotation, molecular function: DNA binding; DNA-binding transcription factor activity, RNA polymerase II-specific. The coding region runs from base 32 to 7552 and encodes 2506 amino acids. The transcript has 8 exons. Gene Ontology annotation, biological process: regulation of transcription by RNA polymerase II. NCBI's taxonomy places the organism in Eukaryota, Metazoa, Chordata, Actinopteri, Moronidae. Gene Ontology annotation, cellular component: nucleus.